AUGGUCGCUGGUACUAUCCAUAUCUUGUCCAUGAGUGAUGAGAGGGCAGAGACUCGCCAGGCGGGCUUGACUCAUUACAAGGCGGCAUUGCAAUUCUUGCACGAGUUGUCUUGUUAUUGGAAGCAUGCAGCCCUAAUGGCGAGCCGACUCGAACGAUUCUACAAGCUGAGGGAGGAGCGACGCCUGAUCCUCGAUCCUUACAAGCAAAAUACCGGUACUGGACAGUCACCUGCCGACUUGAAGACCUUGUGGCAGAGUGUGGACUACACAGAGCUCUCGACGCCCACACGGCCGGGUAGUCCGUCCAAUGGGAAGACGACUGACCCGGUGCCCAUAUUCUUCGAGUCACCGAGUCGGUUCUUUGAGUUUUCCGACUUCAAUGUCAUCGGAAAUAUGGCCGAUACUUACGGGGGGUUCCCUCUCGUCCAGGACUCCUCGUUGGUUUCCGGGGACGCUACCACCUAG
Molecule: messenger RNA, 465 nt
Organism: Scedosporium apiospermum
Lineage: Eukaryota; Fungi; Ascomycota; Sordariomycetes; Microascales; Microascaceae
Exons: 2
Coding region: 1-465 (154 amino acids)
Source: RefSeq, a predicted model, not a curated record